Messenger RNA from Chaetomium strumarium, 2592 nucleotides. RefSeq lists its product as uncharacterized. Gene Ontology annotation, biological process: establishment of cell polarity; positive regulation of G2/M transition of mitotic cell cycle. Gene Ontology annotation, cellular component: cell septum; cytoplasm. NCBI's taxonomy places the organism in Eukaryota, Fungi, Ascomycota, Sordariomycetes, Sordariales, Chaetomiaceae. Bases 1 to 2592 code for a protein of 863 amino acids. The record is from RefSeq and is a predicted model, not a curated record. The transcript has 5 exons.
AUGUACGGCGAUGACGACGACUCGGGCACCGAGGACAACCGGCCGCUGAGCUUUAUCGCGUCCAAGUACCAAGGGGAGCACCUGGAUAAGGCUCAGAAGGCUGACGAGCCAGCCGGCGAUCGACUGCGACUCUUGCGCACGACAUCCGAUCAGACAAGUUCUGCGACCCAGUUGAAUCCCGAAACCAACGGCCUCAAUGGCGGGGUUGGCCUCAAGAAGUCCAACACGUUCCCCGUGAGGUUAGCCGGUGAUAGAAGCGGCUCGGGUGACAAUCCCAAGUCUCCCCCGCUACCCCCGCUGUCGCCGACUUUGACUUUGCGAGAUGUUCAGAAUGCAACGAGUUCGCAGCUAUCUCUUACAGACAUGGACAAUCCAAGUGAUAUCGCGAAAGAGUUCAGCAACCUGCAGGCGCUGCGGCGGAUGUCGAUGGAUGUUGGAAACACUAGCACUGAUCCCGACCUGCUGCAGUUCUCUGGCGUUUCGCUGAUGGAGAUGCCAUCAAUAGCUCCCACCGGCGACGACGAUGAGGCGGAUCCAUCCAGGUUGCUCUGGGUUCCGGCCAGGGUACAUCCAGAGCUCGAACCAACGGCCUUCAAGAACUUUCUCGAGAAACGGGUACAAUCGAUUAAGCGGAGAUCUGGUGACUCGUUUCUCUCUGUCGACGGAUUGCAGCGGGAUAACUCUGGCAGCUUGAGGCGGAAGAAAUCUAUGCUCUCACGGCAAGUCAACACCGGUGAGAAUGCCGAGGGAUACGUCGAUGGUGCGGAAAAGCUGGCGCGUCAGGGCUCCGUAAGCGAGCACGCCCCUGAGCUCAGCCUAUCCGAGUUGGUCAGCGACCCAACAAAAGCGGUGCAGAAGUUGGCACAGGAGACGAGACAAGAGGGUGGAGAGGCAGACAGUCCGAUUCUUCCCAUGGCCCCGGGUAUGGGUGGCAGUCAACGCUAUGGAGAUAAGGCCCCUUUCUCGAAGCGGCUCGCUGCGAGGCAAGCCGAUAAGGAGAUAGAUCCGUCUAUUGGGAAACCCCUGACCAGAGUCAUGUCCGAGCCCAUAACCGAGAACUAUUCUCGUCCCACUCGGACAGUUCGGAGGCAACAAAACUUCUCAAGGGACCUCUCCACGGCUGCCGCUGCCCCGACGGCCUCGGACGAAUCGGCCAAAGGGGGAGCUUCAAGCGCAGCUGCACCCACCUCCCCACCAAAGACACAGUCACCUCCGGUCAGGUCGUCUUCCACCUCGGCGAUACGCGCACCUGCUGCGUCUGUUCCCCAGAUCACUGACCCGGCCCCGGCUGAUGAGAAUGCGCAACCAACUCAGCCACUUCACCAAAGGUCAUCGUCCCAGAACGCUUCGGCUCAGGCCCAUACCGACCAGCCGCCUGCUUCCAUGGCGCCUGUGCACUCUGCGAAAGCUAGUAGUGUGAAGGAGCAAGCCUCUGCGAACCGCAACGCUCUCGCUGAGAUCAGUCAUCCAGAGGCACUACCCGGAAGCGGGGGAACGACGACGAGCAGUCUGACCUUUAUUCCGACGUUCGACACCAUCGAGCGAAAGCUGGACAGGAAGAGCAAGGACAAGGAUGACGCUGACAGCGUCGUUUCGCAGAAGUCGACCUCCAGUUGGAAGUGGUUCAAGAGCGACGAUAAGGAAAAAAAGAAGCGGGAGAAGGAGAAGGAGAGGGAACGGGAACGGGAACGGGAAAGGGAAAGGGAAAAGGAGCGGGAGGAGCAAGCGAGGAGAGCCAAGGGCAAGGCUGGUGACAAGAACCACGACCAUGCCAGGAUGGACGUCCUCCAAACUUCUAUCGAUAGCAGCGUCCCCAAGGGCCGAGAGAGCCUGCGUCUGGACCGCGACAGCAUUGAAGGAUUGCCGCAAGAGGACAAGAAGAAGGAGACGAAUCGGAAGUCCAGCGAGAAUAAGAAGGACCGAGAAGGCUUCUUUGGCGGCUUGUUCGGGGGGUCAAAGAAGAAGGGCGACAAGGACUCGAGUCACAAAAAGAAGGAUCAUCGGCCGCCUAGUCCGGACCCGCCUAUGCGCCCUCUCCGACCGGAUAUUGACUACCCCUGGACUCGGUUCCCAAUCAUUGAGGAACGAGCCAUUUAUCGGAUGGCCCACAUCAAACUUGCCAACCCUCGGCGACCACUGCACAGUCAGGUGCUGCUCAGCAACUUCAUGUACUCAUACCUGGCGAAGGUGCAGGCGAUGCACCCGCAACUGCAAAUCCCCACGUCUCCGCAACAGAAGAGACUGGAAGAGGAGCGGAAACGUCGAGAAGCGGAGCAGGCACAGCUGCAGAUGGAGCAACAGAUGGCCCAGCAGGCUGCCCAGGACGGGAGCUUCAACUUUGAAUACCAUCGCUCUGGCAACCAGUAUGGUGACGCUCCGCUCCAGCACGACAGCAGUGUCCAGUACAUCGACGACGCCCAGAUAUACGAGUAUGAGCAUGGCGAUCAUCAGCAGAACAAUGGCCACGGGGAUCAGGAGGAACAAGGCCAAGCUCAGGGUCAUGUCCGCCAAGGCAGCGGCGGCGCGCAACACUACUACUACGACGAUGACAACAAGCAAUUCGAUGGCCACGAGAACAGCGAUAUGUGGUAG